AUGGUCGCUCCUACUUCUACAUUUCUAAAGACCUUCUGGAGAGUGCACCAGAGCUCCUUGAAUUCGUUGAAAGCUCUGAGCGAUGAAACUUCAUCCGACGAAGAAGAGGCUCAUCGGAAGCAGUCAGCGAAGAUUCUCAAAGAAAUGUUUGCCCCAAACUUUACACGCGCUGUGCUGGAACUUGUGACAUCUGACGAAGCUCGUGAACAGCUCGCUACAACCUUAGAAAAGAAGGCUAUUUGUUUCACUGAUGAGUUCGAGACUGCGGCGGUGGAGUGCAUGGCCGCGAUGGUUCGAGG
Messenger RNA from Perkinsus marinus ATCC 50983, 299 nucleotides. RefSeq lists its product as hypothetical. The transcript is spliced from 3 exons. The annotation marks the transcript as partial. The record is from RefSeq and is a predicted model, not a curated record. NCBI's taxonomy places the organism in Eukaryota, Perkinsozoa, Perkinsida, Perkinsidae.